Messenger RNA from Lactuca virosa, 726 nucleotides. The record is from the annotation of a GenBank genome assembly. Lineage: Eukaryota; Viridiplantae; Streptophyta; Magnoliopsida; Asterales; Asteraceae.
CUCUGCUUCGAUCGUGGAAUCUUGUGAUAGAAUCGACUUUUAAUCGUUUGCUCGGAUUUGUCCGCUCUUUUUAGGGUUCUUCUAUCCUCUUUUUACAGACCCUAAUCGUCGGAUCAGAUCCGUGCAUCGGUUUUAUCAAUAAAACCUUGGGUUGAUUUUUUCACUUUAUCAGCAAAGUUUCAUGUCUGACCUCGACAUCCAGAUUCCUAGUGCCUUUGACCCUUUUGCUGAAGCAAAUGCUGAGGAUUCUGGAGCUGGGUCAAAAGAGUAUGUGCACAUUCGUGUUCAGCAGAGAAAUGGUAGGAAAAGCUUGACAACUGUUCAGGGACUUAAAAAGGAUUAUAGCUACAACAAGAUUUUAAAGGACCUCAAAAAGGAGUUCUGCUGCAAUGGCACUGUUGUUCAGGACCCUGAGUUAGGCCAGGUCAUUCAGCUCCAAGGUGAUCAGCGGAAGAACGUCUCUAGCUUUCUUACUCAGGCUGGAAUAGUGAAGAAAGAUCAUAUCAAGAUUCAUGGUUUUUAAGCGUCAAAUGUGUCUGUCAUCUACGACUGCGAGUAGUAUAUUGUGAACUUUAGUAGGAUAUGGAUAUGGUUUAUUAUAUUUGGGUUUCACUAUUGCCAUUAGGUAUAGUGAUAGUGUUGGUCUAUCUGUGGAAUGAUUGUCACAAUAUUAUGCUAGCCUUUGAAAUUAACCAAAUAAUCAUCGCAACCGACAUAAGAAUGCUU